This is a messenger RNA of Archocentrus centrarchus (flier cichlid), 8560 nucleotides long. RefSeq names its product protein Daple-like. Lineage: Eukaryota; Metazoa; Chordata; Actinopteri; Cichliformes; Cichlidae. Gene Ontology annotation, biological process: cytoskeleton-dependent intracellular transport; cytoplasmic microtubule organization. Gene Ontology annotation, cellular component: cytoplasm; centrosome. Gene Ontology annotation, molecular function: microtubule binding; dynein light intermediate chain binding. The coding region runs from base 552 to 6350 and encodes 1932 amino acids. The transcript is spliced from 31 exons. The record is from RefSeq and is a predicted model, not a curated record.
UCGUGUCGAUCAGUGCUCGUGUGUGUGGCGUCUCCGGGUCAGGUUGAUGGAGCGCUGCGGCGAAGAAACACGGUGAAGGAACCGCAAACGGAGGAAACUUUUUUCUGUUCCUGCGCUUCGUGUUUUUCUUCCAUCGCGCCUUUUUUUCCAAAACUUUUUUUACUCACUUUACUUUCCUUUUUUUUUUUUUAAACUCCACGGCGGUUUCUGCACUUUACGGUCCCAGUGGUGUCUCCUUGGCAACACGGUCAACUGUCCUGCGAAGUUUGGGUUUCAGUGCUUUUACCCUCAGCGAGAAAAAGCUGCGCUUUCACACGCUGAUCCACCGGAACCGGACCAGGACCGCCGGGGGCGCGCACCGAGCGUGUUCUAGCACUUUGUUCCGUGGGACUUCGAGUUCUUUGUCGCGAGACAAUAGUGAGAGAGGGGGCGCUCGCGCUGGGGGGGGGCAUCGAUGCCUCGCGGCGCUUUGUUCUGCCCUGUGUGGAGACCUCCCGCGAGCCCGCCGCGGACACCCGCCGAUCGAUCGGAGUAUUGAUGAUCGGAAAGUCAUGGAUGUAACCCUGUCUGAGCUAUUGGGCGCGUUCAUGGAGUCCCCGCUGGUGGUGUGGGUGCGGACGCUGGGCCCGCUGGGGUCAGGUGACGACGUGGGCUCAGAUGAGCGACUCGGCAUGUUCAUGGAGCUGGUGGACGGCGUCUUCCUGCACAAGAUCAUGACCCACAUCGACCCGAGCCCCACCAAUCAGAGGCUGAACAAGAACAUGAACAAUGACGUGGUGCUGCGCCUUCACAACCUGACGGUCCUCACCCGACACAUCAGGACGUACUACCAGGAGACAUUACAGCAGCUGAUUGUCAUGCCGCUUCCCAACAUCCUCUGCAUCGCCAAGGACCCAAUAUCAGCAAAGAGCAUGGAAGAACUGAAGAGACUUUUGUUGUUGAUUCUGGGCUGUGCUGUGCAGUGUGAGCGUAAGGAGGAGAUGAUUGAGAAGAUCAAGCUGCUGGACAUUGAGACUCAGGCUGCCAUCGUCUCUCACAUCCAGGAGGUGACCCACAACCAGCUGAACGUUCUCGACCUGUCCUGGUUGGAGGAAGGAGCGGAGGUCACCCAUGAAGAGCUGGAACCUCUGUCCCGCAACAUGGCGGCGUCCCUGCAGCAGCUCGUCGACCAGCGCGACAAAGCCAGCGAGGUGAUUGUGGAUCUCACACAGGAGCGGGACUACCUGUCCAGUCAACAGCCCCAGGAGGGGUGCAGGAGCCUGGGCAUGAUCAGCCCGGAGCGUGGGCAGAGCUCCUCGGAGGUGGGAGCCAAUAACGGAGGCUCGGCUGGGUCGGCGCUCUCCAAAGAAGAGAAGCAGCAUCUGUCCGUGGAGCUCGCCGACACCAAAGCCAAGCUUCGCCGAUACAGACAGGAGCUGGAGGAGAAGACAGAGCAGCUGAUGGAUUCAAAGCAUGAGGUGGAGCGUUUGGAUCAGGAGCUGCAGAGACUGAAGCAGGAGAACCAGUCUCUGUCCAUUGAGGCCCGUUCUGCCCGAGUGUACCGGGACGAGGUGGACUCCCUGCGGGAGCGAGCCGCUCGGGUCGACCGCCUGGAGACCGAACUGAGCAGAUGCAAAGAGAAACUCAACGACGUUCACUUCUACAAAACCAGAGUGGAGGAGCUCCGUGAGGACAACCUGACUCUGCUGGAGACCAAGGUGUUGUUGGAGGAGCAGCUGUCAGCCUCAAGGGGGCGCUGUGACAAACUGCACACGCUGGAGAAAGACAACCUGUUACUGCGAGCUAAAAUCCACGACCUGGAGAUGGAGCGGGACAGCGAGCGGCGGCGGCUGGAGGAGCUGGUGGAGGAGAACAUGCUGCUGGAGAUCGGACAGAAACAGAGCAUGAACGAGUCAGCCCACCUGGGCUGGGAGCUGGAGCAGCUCACCAAGAACCACGACAACACUGAGACCCGAAAGUCACUGGUCCACGAGCUGAACGAAUGCGUCUCCAGCCGCAUGCUGAAGCUGGAGAAAGAGAACCGGGAGCUGCAGGCGUCCAUAGAGAGGCUGAAAGAGGAGAACCACCUCCUGCAGGAGCAGCAGCUCCACACGCAGGAGCUGGACCGGGAGAACCAGAGUCUCAGCAACAAGUUGGAGCGACUCCAGGGUUUAUUGGACCAGGAGAAAAUGACCAAUCAGGACAUGGAAUCUCUGGGGGAGGAGCUACUGAAGGAGAAACAGAGUCUAGAGCACGAGUUGCACACUCUGAAGGCGGAGAAGGAUCGACAGAUCUCAGAGCUGGAGAGUGAAAAGCAGCACCUGGCGGAGGCGGUGGCAUCCCUACAGGAGCGCGCUCAGUCUAACAGCGAGGCAAGGGUCCGCGAGGUGGAAGCAGAGAACCGUUUGCUGCACCAGAGCAUCACCGACACCAGCUCUCGAUUGGCCAGCCUGGAAACGCAGCUCAAAGGAUCCAAUGAGGAUGCAGAGAGGCUGAGGGAGCGGGCAGGGCGGUGUGAGGAGGCGGAGCGAGAGUUGGCUCGGCUGGAGAGGAACCGGGAGGCGCUCAACAGAGAAGUGGCAUCUCUGCGGGCAUGUAGCGAGCGCUCAGAGGCUCUGGAGAAGCAGGUGUCCUCCUUGGAGCAGGAGGUGCACAGGUUGAAGCGGGAGGCAGAGGAGAACCAGCGGGAGCUGCAGCAGCUGAUGAAGCAGGAGACAGAAAACAGCCUCCUGUCCAAAGAAAACCUGGAGCUCCGCUGCUCCCUGGAAAGCCUGCGCUCCUCAUCCACCCGCCUCACAACUGUACAGGAGGAGCUUCAGGAGGCACAGAAAGAAAUGCAGGAGCUGCAGAGGAGGCUGGAGGAAGCUGGAGAGGAGGCGCAGGGAGAGAGAAAGCGAGCAGAGAGGCUGGAGGUGAACCUGACAGCUCUGAACCAGGAGAAGCAUCGCUUAGAAGAGGAGAUGGAGAAGAGCAAAGAGGAGAGGGUGGAGGAAGAAAGGAGGAGGCAGGAGACAGAAAGCAGAGAGGAGGACUUGAGGAGGGAGGUGGGGGAGCUGAGGGAGGAGCGGAGGAGACGAGUGGAAGGAGACGAGGAGAGGAAGAAGCUCCAGCUGGACCUGGAGCAGUCGGAGAAGGGCAGGAAGCAGCUGGAGAAGGAGAGCUGGAGGAUGAGGACACUUUUGGAAGGGAAGGAGACGGAGCUGGAGGAGAAAACGAGGAGGCUGACUGAAGUCACGAAGGAGGGCGGAGCUCUCAAGAAGGAGAUGGAACGGCUGAAGGAGGGGGCAGUGAAAGCAAAGGAGAUGGAGCGGGAGAACAAGGAGCUUCAGAAACAAGCGACUAUUGACAAGAGGACGUUAGCCACGCUGAGAGAGGAGCUGGUGUCAGAGAAGCUCAGCAUUCAGCAGCAGAGAGUCGAGUUGGAACGACUGAACGAAGAGCUGGAGAAGAUCGGACUGAACCGGGAGAAGCUGCUGCAGCAGGAGCACACGCUGGAGGACAGCAGGUACAGGCUGCUGGAGUCUCGGCUGGAGGAAACCGUCCAGCAGACCAUGAAGAUAAAGGAGGAUAAAAUCUCCAGCCUGGAAAAGAAGCUGGAAGAAAGCAGCGCUCUCAACAAGACUCUUCGUGCUGAGCUGGAAGCUGCUCAUCAGACGGUGUCCGCCUCGCAUCAGCAGCAUGAGGAAGUAAACCAUAGCUCCCAGGAGCACCCAGCGUCUGACCGCGGCGCCACAGCUGAGCUGCUUCGAAUCAAAGACCAUCUGAUCGAUGUGGAAAAGAACAAUGCCUCCCUGCAGACGGAGAGCAGUCUGCUGAAGGAGCAGCUGAAACAGCUGGAGAACCAGAACACUUCCCUCAACAACCAGAUGGCGGCGCUGCAACGACACACCACCACGCUGCAGGAGCAGAAUUCAGCGUUACACACGCAGACGGCGAAGCUACAGGUGGAGAACUCCACCCUCUCCUCUCAGAGUGCCUCUCUCAUGGCCCAGAAUGCAGUGCUUCAGGGCCAGGUGACCGCUCUGGAGACAGAGGUGGAGUCGUGGCAGCGGCAGCGCGAGGAGGCGUGGCGAGCUAGAGAGAGUGUGCUUAGUGACCACGAACGCCUGCUGAACGUUCAUGAGAGGCAAGCUCACGAGUACGAGCAGCUGAUCAGUCAGCACGCGGCGCUGAAGGGCAAGCAAAGGGCGCUAGAGGGCGAACACAGGACGCUGCACACCAAGUACUGUGUGCUGCUGCAGCAGAAGGAGAAAUGGGAGGAGCAAGAGGGGCGUGGCCUGAAAGAAAAGGAGGAGCUAAACCUGGAGAUCCAGAAGAACCGCCUCCUGCAGCAAGAAAACCUCCAGCUGAAAGCAGAAGCAGACAGACUCACCGAGAGCCAAUCACAGCAGAUGGAGCAGAGCAGAGGGCUCCAGCAGCGAAUCAGCGAACUCAAGACCUCUUUAGGCUCCGCCCAGCUGGAAGUGAGUCAGUGGAGAGCACAAUACGAUUCGCUGAUGGAGCAGCACCAGAACCUGGAUCUCACCAUGACCAAACUAGACAACCACUGUGAGCUCCUGAGUCGCCUCAAAGGUAACCUGGAGGAGGAGAACCACCACCUGCUGAGUCAGAUCAACAUGCUGAGUCAGCAGAACCACACGCUGCUGGAGAGGAGCAUGGAGAGCAAAGAGCAGUACCACCAGGAGCAGAAGCUCUACAUUGAUAAGCUGAACGCUCUUCGUCGUCAGAAGGAGAAGCUGGAGGAGAAGAUCAUGGACCAGUACAAGUUCUACGACCCCACGCCUAAAAAGAGGAGUCAGUGGGCUGGAGCCAAAGCUUUAGUCAAACUCAUCAAACCUCGAAAGGAGAGCAGCCGAGAGAGGGGAGCCGAGAGAGAGCGAACAAAGAGCGCCCCGGACAUCCCCCUACCUGCCACCCCCUCCCUCCUGUCCCCUGAGACCCCACCCCCUCUGCCUCAGCGGACUCUCAGUGACUCACAGGAUGGCGGCUACGCUAACAGCAACCACAACAGCCCAAGUCUGGGACCCCAGAGUCCACCUCUGACCACCAUCAGCAGAGGAUUAACAGACAGGGGCCGGGGGGUUUAUCACAGCAGCACUCCAGGAGGAAGCAAUGAAAGCAUCAAUGGAGAUGAUGCACACGGAGCAGGUCAGUCCCAUAAACUCCACCUGAGCUCCACUCCGAGCCAUCCGUCAUCCUCGCUGGGCUUCACCAACAGCUCCGCCUCCAGACUGGGACAGAUUGCCGGUCGCAGGCCCAGAGGCCCGUUAUUGGACGAAGACUCUCGCCACAACACCUCUGACCAGGUGUUUGGAGGUCACCCAGGGUCAGCAGACUUCAGCCACAACACAUCCAGCUCCAACUCACCUGUGAGCUGCAGAGACGCAUCAGACCGUCAGGCUCGCUCUGCCAGCCUCUCCAGCGAUGACAUCACUGGUCUCAGCCAAUCACAGCAGACCCUGUCACGGAGCUCCACCCUUCCAUAUGAUCACACACCCCAGAGGGCCCAGCCGCAGCGUGGAGGCGGGGUCAGGAGUAAGACCCGCCCUGCUUCUCCUGGAAGUGAGAUGGUGACGCUGGAAGAGUUCCUGCAGGAGAGCAACCUGCAGUCUCCUCCUGUGGUGUCCACGGGAAGCAGGGAGGACCUGGUGACGGACUAUUUCACCAGAAGCCCCGCCCCCUCUGGGCCCACCAGCAGAGAUCAGGUGACUCCCACCAGCUAUGUCACGCCAACUGUGCAGUCAUCCAAUCAGAGGCCGGGGCAGAGUGUGAAGCCUUUGCCCCGUCAGCCUGUGGGCCAAUCACCCGCCUCGGGUCAGCGAAGCAGCCAAUCACUGAAUAGGGCCUUCAGCCUGGCCUCGGCCGAUCUGCUGCGUUCCAAUGGGCCGGACAGCUUCAGAGGAAACGAGGGCUCACCCAGUCAGGCCGACGUGGUGGUUCGACGGCAAGGGGGCGGGAGUAACGGGAGGGAGCGGCCGCUGUCGGCUCGUUUUACCACCCUGUCCAAUCAGAAUGCAGACGGCAGCUUCCUGAACCCGACCAUCCACCACUCGACUUCCCUUAACCUGCAGGCAGAGCGCUACGCGGAGAGAGAGCGGGACAGAGGGCGGAGUGCCACUUCCCGGAACAGCCUCCACCGUGGAGAGGUCGCCAUGGUAACCCCCGUGAGAGCGGUGCCCGCCACUCCUCCUGACGAAUCCCCAGAGUACAGCGAGGUCCUUAGGGAGGGGCGGUCAGGUGACUCCUCCCACACAAAGAAAGAUGGCAAGAGAGGGAGGUGUGGCUCUGUGGAACGCCCGAAGAGCAUGCCGGCAUCGCCCGACCCCAACAACGACCCCCAAACGGUGUGGUACGAGUAUGGCUGUGUCUAAAUACUGGAGCUUUAUGUCCCACAUCCAGACUCAGUGACAGGAAGUGGGUCUGAACUCUGAUCCUGCUCCAAACCCCCGAAGCAACUCCGCAUUCACACUUCCUGUUUGGGAAGCUUUUUUGUAAAUAAAUGCACACUGGUGAGUCAGUCACAUGAUCAUCUCUCUGAGGUGGAUGCAGGACUGGAUGGAGCGGCAUUUUUGCUGACACCACAACACUAUCGGCACUUCCCGCGGGGGGGUUAGAGCGCAAUGCAGCCAGGCGCUUCCUGCUCCAUCACCUCCACCCUGCAGUGACCACAACACUACGAGCGGCCCCAUCUACCUGCUGGAUUCUCGACACAACUCUCCUGAAGCACCUGAAUGUAUGAGACUUCUACGCUUUGCUGCUCUCCUCUGAUAUCAGCACCAAACACUGGAGGAGGAGGAGGAGGAGGAGGAGGAGGAGGAGGACGGGGUAAACAGGACGGCAGAGGGCCUCCUCCCUGUUAAAUUACAGCCCUGCUCCCUCCAUCUUUAGAUUCUAUCCCAGCAUGCAACACUCUGACACUUUACUGGAAAUGUUGCUCAACCCAAACUGACACUAGACACACACACGCGCACACACACACACAUAUAUUUAUAUAAUGAUAUAGAGACACUCAGGCUUUGUCCUUGGGGGGUUUCUGUGGCUUCUCUGGCCGCUCAGCUGGAUUUAAUUCACACACACACACACGCACACACACGUGUGCGCUCUCACUCAGCACCGGGUGAAACGCUCCUAACGUUAGCACACGCACACACGCAGAGUUUAGGGACCCUGCAGCUGUUUGAAUCUGGUGAGAAUAAAAUCAUUCACGCUUUUCCUCUGAGCCAAAAGAAAAUCACAGUUUUGGGGUUUUUGUUAAUUAUAGAUAGAACACACUCACACACACACACACACACACACACACACUCAGAGAUAAGGAGGAAGAUUCCCGCCUGUCAGCCUCAUUCCUAGGUUUCUGCUCAUUAGCUUAAUUGGAGAUUGUAGGAUGGCCAUAGGUGAGACUGGUGACCUGUCCAGGUGUACCUGCCUCCCAGUUUAAGACUUUCAUCUCAUUUAGAGAUUUUAUUUCAUGUCCGAGUGAAGAGUUCAGAGCACCAUGAAUGAUUUUAGUCUUUUUCCCCUCUGACUGAGUUUACAGACUCUUUGGGGGAGGAAGAGGAGGCAGAAAAGACUGAAGGUGUCUUUCAGACACAGGUGAUGAUAUUUAAUGACUGACUGAGCUUUAGUGUGACCUGCUGUUUCCUGUUGCAUCAGAAAUGAUGACAAAGCACUACAUUAUUACUUAGAAUGAUGAUGAUGAUGGUAAAGAGGAAGACGUAACACUGGAGUCUAGAAACAGAUUGAUGAGUUAAAUUAUUCCUCCUGGAAUGUGUACAUGUUUGAUUUGAUGACUUUUUUUUAAAAAAAAACUCUUUACUUUGAAAAUACCAAAUGACUUCCUGUAAGCUGCCACAGGUUGAUGCACUCAUGUUACCUGUGUGUUUUCUUUGUGUCCCGUUGCUUUAAAGCAGACCUGUUCUGCUCCUUCCAGCUCUUUUUAUUCCUGGACCCUGUUAGAGCGGCUUUGCAUGAGUCACAAUUCAGAAAAAUCUUCUUUGCAUGAAACCAAACUUCAGUGCAGCCAUCCGUUCAUCCAGUCUCAAUUGAGCUGUUUUAGCUCCUCCUCCUUCAAGGAAGGAUUCACGCAUACGUUUCCCAUCUCUCGCCAGCCAAUCAAAUCUUCCAGUUCCACUACGAGCCAAUCAAAUCACAUUAUGAAAAUGCCCAAGAGCAAGGUGGCUGCUUUUUGUUUGUGUGCUUAUAAAAGCCCAUUUUUAGAGAACUUUCUCCUGAUUGGCUGCCCCUGACAAACAGAAGGUUUGAUGACUUAGAUCUCUGAGCAGAAAAACCUCCUGAGCUGUUGGCUCCCAGGGAUUACCUGCUGUAUGGACAGAUAUGUGACAGGAAGAAGAACAGGUCCACUUUGUUUCUCUCUUCCUAUUUGACUUCCUGCAUGCCCGCCUUGUCCAGUCAGACCUUGGUGUCACCGUGCCGCAUCAUCACGAGGAGGAAGUGAAAGGCGAGCUGGCGUCAGUGACGUUUCCUGCUGUUGUUCGCUCUGAGAACAUUUCUGCUGUGAUGACUGUAAAGAUGUUUUUGAAACAAACACAUGAACGCUUUUUGUUAAUAAAGAUUUUUAAAGUUU